Messenger RNA from Durusdinium trenchii, 2534 nucleotides. The record is from the annotation of a GenBank genome assembly. Lineage: Eukaryota; Dinophyceae; Suessiales; Symbiodiniaceae.
ACCAGGCCAAAGAGCUCCAUGGCAAGUUGCUUGCACGUUGCAAGGAGAUUGGUUGUGCGGUUCCGCCUCCAAAGCCGCCCAAGGCAGAAGCAAAGCCAAAGAGCAAAAACGAGACGCCAAAGGUCCAAGAGGAAGGUGAAGAACCUGCAGAUGGAAUCUCCUUUGCCCAGGGCAUUCUUCAGGAGAAGUUUCCUUUGCUCUUCCCAGAUGAUAAGAAAGAAGAGGAUGACGCAGAGAUCAUUCCGACGGACCAACGCUGGCAAUCUACCAGGCGCAAGGCUCGUCAUGAGGAUCCUGAAGCAGAGGAGUGUCAAGAAGAACAGACGAUGAAGAAGGCAUUGUCCAACGUGAAAGAUGCAUCCUUUGAGGACAUCGACCGCUUCCCAGCAGUGGCUACCACCUUCAGACAGUGGUUACAAAAAAGCAAAAAGAAGAUCCAGGAAGAGGAGGCGGAGACUUACGUCAAGGUGCUCCACGAUCUCUUCGCACAAGAUGAGAAGGCUUUGGAUGAGAUGGCCAAGGACGAUUACUUCAAAGCUGUUGCGAAGGAGCCCCCACACACCAGCACCCUGAAGCUCUUCCGGGAGUUCUGGGUGAAGAAUCGCGACGGUCCCUGGUGCCCGGUGACAAGGGUCGAGAGGAAAGCCGAGGUUCGAGUCCGGCUCAUGCACUUUGUCCCAGAAGCUUGGAGCAUCCGAGUUGUUCCGCGAGCUCACAAAGAGGACCUGGUGAUUCUCACCACGCCGGAUGGAGCCAAGCACUUCGCCGAGGCCUCGAAGCUACCAGAGCUCCCGGUGCUCCACAGCGAGGAGUUCGCCAAGGAGCGAGAGCGAAAAGCUGCAAUGAGCAAGCUUGAGAGGGAGCGAGAUGAGGCAGAACGCCUGGCAAAGGCCAAGAGAGCAGAAAAGCUUGCGAAGACCAAGGUCAGAAAUGACCUCACACCAACGGUGAAGGAGCUGAUGGCUGGUGCCGAUGCCGAGCAAUCCCUCCUGGAUGCCGUCUUUCGGCAGCACAUCGGCUGCUCCGGGUGUGGACGCAUCGCCUCGAGGGCGGCAGAGAACGUCCGCCGCGGCAUGCAGUCGGGCUGGGCGUCGUAUGAUGACGUGCCAGAUGCGACGGAAGAAGAGGUACAGCAGUACCCUAGAGUUCUUGCCACCUUCUACCAGCAGGGCUUCCCCUACAUGAACGGUGUGCGCCGGCUGAUGGAGCUCUACAAAAAGAAGGCAUGGGACAUGGCCACUCCCGAAUUCCAACAGCUGGUUCGAAUGGACCCAGAAAAUGCCAAGUGCAACGGCUACUUGAAUUCGGCCAUCCUCUACCUGAGGAAGUUUCGCGAGAGCGGUGGCUUCGACAACCUCAUGGACAUCUCGGAGAUGGAUCCGGUGAAGCUCCAGAGCACUUUCACCCCAGACUUCGAGCGGGAGACGAACAAGGAACAAGAGAACUUUGAUGACUUGCAGGUGGACGUUCCCCUGGAGCUGGUAAUGGCAGAUGCUACAGACAACUGGCGAGCCGAGUUGCGGGAGAAGUUCGACGACGAGGGAUAUCUCUUGGAGGAUGUGGAUGCCCGAGGCCAGCGCCCCGUAGCUCUGAGCAUGGCACUUUUGCCAAACGCUUCAGACGAGGAAUGGUCCUUGUGGCCCCGCAUCCUGGCCAAGUACGAGACCUAUUGCAAGCAGGAAUCUGAAGAGGAGAAGCCCAUCAAGCGCGAAGCUGAAGCUAACGACAUGUUCUUGGCCAUGAAGGAGCUGCUGGAGGAACACGGGAAGAGUCCGGAGGCCAUGGCCUCUCCCAAGUGUUUGAAGAUGGUGAAGAGCACGUACAGCGGGACUAACAAGGACCGUGCAGUUGCUCUGGCGAAGUUUGCCGAGUUCUGGGCUGCGCAUCGCGACGGAGAGUUUCCGGAGCCCAAGGUUCAUGCUCUUGCAGCAAUGAAGUACAAGCUCAUUGAUAGGCAGUUGCUGGAGCAGGCCAAGAGGAUGGCUGCCGAGUGGAAGCUCCCCGAGGGCUGGUCGGUGAAGUUGGCCAAGGAUGGACGUCUCAUCAAGGUGAAUGGUCCUUGCAAGGAGAUCUACCACAGCAAGGAGGCAGCUCUCCGCGCGGUGGAGCAGAAGGCUUCGCGCCGUGCCGAGGAAGCGAAGGCAGCGCAUCAGCAGAUGAUCUCCGCCAAAGAGGCCGACCGAUCGAACCGCGAACGGAAUGACCGGAGGGGGUCGCUGAAGCUUGAGCUGCAAGGAAGCCAAAAGGGCCCUGAACGCGAUCGAAAUGGGAAGUUGGUGGUGCCGUCAACCACCAGCCCCUCGCACCAUCUCUUCUUUCGCUGGGAAGAGCAAGGCGACGAGGAGGCCGAGCCAACAUUCCUGUGUGAGAUCCCCACUGCCCCACGGAUCCUCCGGCUGGUCCGGCAGCUCCCACACGGCUCCUCCUUCUCGGACUGGGGCCCCAUGGUGGCAGUCUGCGACUAUGCUAUGGAGGUGCACCGCCAACUCCUGAGGAGCUGGAGCAAAUUGAUUUGCAAAGUGGCGACACAUUGA